AUGUCUCAUCCGUCACAGUUUUCAUCACUGCAUAAGGACCUCGCAUGGCUCAUCUUAGCGCGCGUGCCAAAACGCCUAUACCCAAUCCUCGCUUGCGUCUCCAAGACCCUACGCUCUCUUGUUCGCUCACCGGAGAUUCACAGGCUCCGCUCUCUACUCCGCAAAGACUCAGUCUACAUCUGCUUCAUGCAAGACGUAAACGGCGUCAACACCCAACGUUGGUUCACUCUCCGCAGAACUGAGAAUGAUCAGUUCGUCUCCGUGGACGACCUCGUGUUUCCUGAUCGUGAACAAGAACCUAUGCCUUCCAUCAUCGCUUGUGGUCCUGAGAUUUUCUUUAUCUCCGGAUCUUUCUUUCCUUCAUCAACCAUGUGGGUCUUUGAUUCUCGAACCGGCGAGUUUCGACAAGGACCAGAUAUGAGCGUGGAACGCUUUUUAAAGAGCGUGGGGUUAGUGGGAAGUAAGAUAUACGUGGUGGGAGGCUACUUGAAAGAUGAGAUUCAUCUCGCUGAAUCGUUAAACGUAAAGACGCAAACAUGGGAGCCAGCGCCGAUUCCUGCUGACCCAGACAGAGACAUAUGGUAUCUUCCGACGGCUAAUGUGUCGUUAGACAGAAAGGUUUGUGCGUUAAAGUCUGCUGAAUCCAUCGUUGUUUGCUACGAUACCAGAGAUGGUUCUUGUGAGGUUUUUGAUUUGCCGAGUGAUAAGUGGUGGGGGACUGGCGUGUGUGUGAUCGACAAUGUGCUUUACGUUUAUUACGCUAGGUUCGGGUUGAUGUGGUAUGACACUGUGCUAGGGCUAUGGAGAGUGGUGAAUGGUUUGGAUGAUAUGAAGAAGGUUCGGUCUGUUGCAAUGGGGGAGUACUAUGGGAAGAUGGCGUUUCUAUGGAGAGACUUUGCUUUUGUUGGUUGUGCAAUGAAGGAGGUUUGGUGUAGGAUGAUUGGUUUGGUUAGGAGUGAAGGAGGAGGGAUUGUUGGGGAUGCAGAACCGGCUCAGCUAAUGGGGAGUGUCCCUAGUGGCUAUAGGUUGCAGCAUUGUCUAUCAGUUUCAGAGUAA
This is a messenger RNA of Eruca vesicaria subsp. sativa (arugula), 1056 nucleotides long. The record is from the annotation of a GenBank genome assembly. NCBI's taxonomy places the organism in Eukaryota, Viridiplantae, Streptophyta, Magnoliopsida, Brassicales, Brassicaceae.